UCCGGUUUAGCUACUGACGUUUGUGGUUACGUUACAGUAGCUUUUCUAACCUCAUUUUGCUUUAAUUGUUCAAUUCAAAUAAUAAAAGUUGAUUAUCAGGAAUUAAUUGAUUACUGUUACUAUGUUCCAUAAUUGUGUACAAAGUAUUCUCCGCACAACUAGGUAUAACUACAAUGUGAAGCACUUCAGAAGAUUUAUAUCCACAAAUCAGUUAAAUUGUGGGUCGAGCUAUCAAGGUGAUGGUAAAACUACGGCCCAUAUAUUAAAUAGCGAUGCAGACAGUGGACUGUUGAUAAAUGGGAUUAGUGAAGUAGGGUUUAGGUUAAAUAAUAGCGUUACCGUGUUGGGUCCCAUGGUGAUCUUUCCUAGAUCAGUUUUAUCAUGGUGCAUACGAGACAUAAGGGACAUUAAUGAAGAAUCUCUAAGUUUAUUUACUAUAUUGGAACCUUCUAUAGAAAUAAUCGUCCUCGGUGUCGGAGAUUCAUUAGAAAACCCGAAGUUCUAUCAAAGUUUAUUACCAUUCAUGAGAAAACAUCUAAUUAAUAUAGAGGUUUUACCAACAGAACAAGCAUGUACAACGUUUAACUUUUUAAAUUCUGAGGGAAGGUAUGUUGCUGCCGGUUUGAUACCACCUCAAGUACUGCAGACAACAGAUGAUGAUCUAUUACGCACAAAGUUACGCUAUCAGAAUUUAUACGAGACAAAUUAUUAAUAAAAUAUUUAUUGCUUUAAGUAAAAAAUUAAAAUUAA
Photinus pyralis (common eastern firefly) is the source of this 750-nucleotide messenger RNA. RefSeq names its product NADH dehydrogenase [ubiquinone] 1 alpha subcomplex assembly factor 3. Gene Ontology annotation, cellular component: mitochondrial inner membrane. NCBI's taxonomy places the organism in Eukaryota, Metazoa, Arthropoda, Insecta, Coleoptera, Lampyridae. The coding region runs from base 122 to 712 and encodes 196 amino acids. The record is from RefSeq and is a predicted model, not a curated record. Gene Ontology annotation, biological process: mitochondrial respiratory chain complex I assembly. The transcript is spliced from 4 exons.